Messenger RNA from Drosophila pseudoobscura, 876 nucleotides. RefSeq lists its product as uncharacterized. The record is from RefSeq and is a predicted model, not a curated record. Gene Ontology annotation, cellular component: chitin-based extracellular matrix. NCBI's taxonomy places the organism in Eukaryota, Metazoa, Arthropoda, Insecta, Diptera, Drosophilidae. Gene Ontology annotation, molecular function: structural constituent of chitin-based larval cuticle. The transcript is spliced from 3 exons. Bases 99 to 809 code for a protein of 236 amino acids.
AUGGCCACAGACAUCACAAAUCAAGUAACAUUGACUAGCCGCUCGGUCGCAAGUUCAUCACGAAUCAAAGCACAAUCAGUACUCCAAUCCAAUCAACCAUGAAGUACACGAUCGCCCUCGUCUUCGCUGCCCUCCUCGCCGUGGUGCUGGCUGCCCCCGCCCCCGAUGCGGAUGCUCAGAUCCUGCGCCUGGAGUCGGACGUUAGGCCCGAGGGCUACAACUUUGCUUUGGAGACCAGCGAUGGCAAGAAGCACCAGGAGGAGGGAGAGCUGAAGAACGUCGGCACCGAGCAGGAGGCCAUCGUCGUCCGCGGAUCGUACUCCUUUGUGGCCGAUGACGGUCAGACCUACACCGUCAACUACAUCGCCGAUGAGAACGGUUUCCAGCCCGAGGGCGCUCAUCUGCCCAAUGUGCCCAUUGGCAACCCUCCACCAAACUGCAGUGGAGCAUCAGACAGUUGUCAGCAUUCUAAGGAACACAACAGCACCUUCAACAUGAAAUUCGUCAUUGUUCUCGCCUUCGCCCUCUUCGCCGUGGCCGCCGCCCGCCCCAGUGAUGUGCAGAUCGUCCGCCUGGACUCCGAUGUGGGAGUUGAGAAGUACAGCUUCGCCCUGGAGACCAGCGAUGGCACCAAGAAGCAGGAGGAUGGUGUGCUGAAGAACACUGGCCACGAGGAUGAGGCCAUCGUCGUCCAUGGAUCUUACUCCUUUGUCGGCGAUGAUGGUGUCACCUACACCGUCACCUACGUUGCCGAUGAGAACGGUUUCCAGCCCUCGGGCGCUCACUUGCCCGUGGCCCCUGCUGCCUAAUAUGGAUUUUUCCACACAAACGAUGAUGAAUGAAUAAAGAAAAAAUCAAUUUGUUUAAAACAAAAAA